Amphimedon queenslandica is the source of this 3168-nucleotide messenger RNA. Its product is annotated as apoptosis-resistant E3 ubiquitin protein ligase 1-like. The transcript has 20 exons. The record is from RefSeq and is a predicted model, not a curated record. Gene Ontology annotation, molecular function: ubiquitin protein ligase activity. Lineage: Eukaryota; Metazoa; Porifera; Demospongiae; Haplosclerida; Niphatidae. The coding region runs from base 35 to 3016 and encodes 993 amino acids. Gene Ontology annotation, biological process: negative regulation of apoptotic process; ubiquitin-dependent protein catabolic process; protein polyubiquitination. Gene Ontology annotation, cellular component: cytosol; cytoplasm.
UUAUGUGUAAUAUUGAAAACCUGGCUGCAGUAGUAUGAGUGGUGGAAAGAUAGGUUGGAUAAUAGUGCUGGUAUCAGUGAUACUGAUGGUAUGGCUCAAGCAAAGGAGCCUAGUCUACCAAGAGGAGGAUCAGCUCAGUCUCUGGCUAAAGGAGAACAGACUAGAAGAGAUUGAGGAGUCAUUAGUCCUCUCUGGAAUCAAGUCAACUCGUGAUUUAUUGAAAUAUUCAGUUGAUUCACUGUCAGAUACUCUGAGUUUAACAUCAGAGCAGGUCUGGUUGCUGGACAGGGCCUGCAGCUGGUUGAAGGUCCAGAACUGGUUAUUAACUAAUGAAUUAACUAGCUACGAGCCUGUCCUUAAGCAACACAACAUGAUCAGUUUGAGAGAUCUCACGUCAACCAGUGACAAGGACCUCUACAGAAUGAUGGAGGGACAGAAAGAUAAAGAUAAAUUCAUAGCAGCUGCAACCUCACUUAGAAAUGAGUCACAUGGCUCGUACAGUUGGAUUUACAUAAUAAUUAUACUUUUUAUAAUAAUCAUAGCAUUAAUAGUAUUUCUAUAUAUUUGUGUCGUUAAUGUUGUCAGUGCAGCUGCUGUCCUAAUAAUAGACGCUCUCAUGUACGGGAUAGUACUGAUCCUAUGGGUUCUAAUAGUGGGUGUGGUUGGCAGUUUUAUUAAUGGAUUGACAGGACGGCGUGUGUCCCCGCCCAACCCUCCAUCCUUCAGUUCAUUCCGUACUAGAACAGCUGCUAGUAGGGGGCGGAGCAGGUUCUCAUUAUUAAGAACUAACCAAAGACACUCUAGAGCUAAUACUAACAGUACUGGUGCUGAUUUUCAUCUGGGGCUUUACGACCGGCUAAGGGGUAAGUCCUUUGAUUCAAAGCGUAGCACCAUCGCUUGGAACAAUCAGGAAUCUCUUGUAGUUGGGAAUUCUUCCAUAGCCACAGUACAUUUUAAAUGUAGAAAUGAUUCUAAUUAUACAUUGCAACCCUCCGAUAAUUUAUCGAUUAAAAUACUACACGUCAGCUCAAAGACUACAUUACCUCAUGCCUUGGAACCAGCUAGACCUUUCGGUCAAGAUUCUAUCAAAAUAUCGUUCACUCCGAAACUGAGUGGGAGCUAUAACAUUGACAUAAAGAUCAACGGAACUUACAUUGGGAGAGAUGGGUCCAUUAUCAGGCAGUACAAGCCAGGUUCAGUUGAUGCCAGUAAGACAGUGUUCCUACAGCAAAGCAAUACAAUAGUAGUCACAUCAGGAAUCUACCACAGCAUGCAAAUAAUACCAAAGGACAGGUUCGGUAACCCAGCUAAUGUCUGCCAAGAGUAUUUAACUGCUGAAAUCAGAAAAGAUAGUUCCACUGGUGAUCUCAUCAAUCCAGAGUGUGUGGUUGAUACGAGUCCAGUUCCCAAUCAGUACGAGAUACUCCUCAAGGUAGAGGAGGUUGGGUACUUUGUAGGUUGCGUUAAAUAUGAAGGAGAGAUCAUUGGACCAUGUUCUAUAAAUAUAAUAUCAUUAAAUGAAGCGGAUUCUGUUUCAGUUGAUAAGAAUGUCGCUAAGAAGUGUAAUGUUUAUUACGAGUCAAUGUAUACUCCAGGAGCAGCUGCAAAACCAAAGAGGGUUUAUUGUUACAUCUCACCGAAACAGAUUCAAGUGAAAGAGUUCUUUAUAUUGGGACUCAUUCCUAAGCGUAUCUACUCCUGUAAAGUCUGUCCUUCGACCAGAAUAAUAUUCCAUGAAACUGCCGAAUGUUUUACACUGGACGAUGGAUACCAGUCUCCGCUGGUCAUGGUAUCUCCUCAUCGUGAAGUGCUCGCUGCUACUUUUUAUAAAUUUUUAUUAAAGAACAUUGGUGGUUCCGAAAAGUUUCAAGAUAAACAAAAGUUCUUUUACAGCGAAGUGAAGAAAAUGAGGAGCCAACUGACAAGAGGAGAGGUCCAUAUCACAGUAUCCUCAAGACACAACCUACUUGAAGAGGCGAUACAAGCCACCAAACACUUGAGUAGUUCGGACUGGUAUAAGAAGUUUACCAUUGACUUUCAAGGAGAGGAAGGUUUGGAUUGGGGCGGGGUCAGUCGUGAGUUCUUUGAGUUGGUUUGUGUCAGAUGCUUUGACCCGUCCUAUCAGCUGUUUAAGAGAUUCUCCGAUAAUCCCCAGGGACUAGCUCAUCCGAACCCAAACAGACCAUCACAUUUGAAAUUAAGGCACUACGAGUUUGCUGGUCGUAUCGUUGGCAAGUGUCUGUAUGAGUCAGCCCUGGGUAACCAGCUGAUGGUGAAGGCCAGGUUUAGCAGAUCAUUCCUAGCUCAAAUAAUUGGACUGAGAAUUAACCACAAAUAUUUUGAGAGUGACAAUCCUGAAUUAUACACAACAAAGAUUCAGUACAUCAGAGACAAUGACGUCACUGAUUUAGGACUGGUCUUUGCUGAAGAAGAAAUAGACCAAAAUACAGGAACCAUAACCGUGGUUCCCCUGAUCAGUAAGGGGGAGGAGAUUGAGGUUACUAAUAGUAAUAAACUUCAUUAUCUUAAUUUGCUGGCUCAGCAUAAAUUAUCGAAAACUGUCAAAGAAGAAGUGGAUCAUUUCCUUAAAGGUCUUAAUGAUGUAAUUCCUGAUCAUUUAUUAUCUAUUUUUGAUGAAACUGAACUUGAAUUAUUAAUGUGUGGUGUUGGUACAGUCAGUUAUAAUGAGCUAAAGAUCCAUACAGUGGUUAAUGGUAGUAACGACCGGUUUAGGACAGUGGUAUCAUGGUUCUGGACACUGGUCAGUGGAUUUACUCAGGAAGAAAUGGCCAAACUAUUACAAUUUGUAACAGGAUGUUCCCAGUUACCUCCAGGUGGUUUUAAAGACCUUCACCCUGCCUUUCAGAUAAUAUCCUCACCAACUCAUGGCAGACUACCUACAGCUCACACCUGUUUCAAUCAGCUCUGUCUUCCAUCUUAUGAUUCAUACGACCAGUUCCAACAGUCAUUAACGCUAGCUCUUAAUGAAGGAUCAGAAGGUUUUGGAUUCGCAUGAUAAUAUUAACAAUUAAUGAGUGACUAUUAUCAGCAGCUGGUGUGUGCUGCAUUUUCACUUUUUAUAAUGUAUUAUUAUUAUUAUGUUUUUACUGUCAAUUAUUAUUAUUGAAGCAUGCCUGGGUAAGCAUUUGCCUGCUAGUCCAACUGUCA